AUCUCUUGGAGGUGGGGUGCUGUAAGUCAGUUUGAUCAAGUCGCGCUAAGGACAGAUACGUGUGGCAACGAACGCUGCUCGUCUCAGUCUCUCAGAAUUAAUCGAUCAAACUUCCAUCUGAAAACGAAAGCGGUGGUAGCCUGAUUCAGUGCAGUGAGUCCCCUUUUCCUUGCAGCUAAGGACAAGAUAAACCUUCCAACUCCGCACAUCCCACAUUGAUGUGGUACAGGCAGGAUGACAGAGGAGGUGAUUGUCAUCGCCAAGUUUGACUACAUAGCCCAGCAGGACCAGGAGUUGGACAUAAAGAGGAACGAACGUCUGUGGCUGCUGGAUGACUCCCAGUCGUGGUGGCGAGUUCGCAACAUCACCAACCAGACGGGGAUGGUGCCCUCUAACUACGUGGAGAGGAAAAACUGUGCCAGGAAAGCCUCUCUUGUGCAAAAUUUAAAAGACACUCUAGGUAUUGGGAAGGUGAAACGAAAGACAAGCAUGAAGGACUCGGCAUCCAACGCAGACACCGACAUGAUUGGAGACAAUGGCGAACGCCUGUAUGACCUGAACAUGCCCGCUUUGGUCAAGUUCAGCUACACGGCCGAGCGAGAGGAUGAGCUGUCCCUGGUGAAAGGAACAAGGGUCAUCGUCAUGGAGAAGUGCAGCGAUGGCUGGUGGCGAGGGGGCUAUAAUGGUCGUUCGGGGUGGUUCCCCUCCAACUACGUGACGGAGGACAUGGAUGGAUCAGCGAGCAACGACCUGACCGGGUCACUGCGGGAGAAGCUUGGGUCGGUGGUGCCCAUGACCAACGGCAGCAGGGCGCUCCACACUGUGGAGACUCUCUAUCCUUUCAGCUCCAGCAAUGACGAGGAACUCAACUUCGAGAAAGGCGAGAUCAUGGACGUGGUGGAGAAGCCUGAGAAUGACCCAGAGUGGUGGAAGUGUCGCAAGCAAGACGGCCAAGUUGGCCUGGUGCCUAAGAACUAUGUGAUGGUCCUGCAGAAUUCCGACCAUGAACAACAGAAUGCAGGGCCACCCCCUCCAGACCGAGACUCCAUUGGACCCUCUUUGAGUGGGAAGUUUGCAGGCAGGCAGUGGUACUAUGGCAGAGUCACACGUCACCAGGCAGAAGUGGCCCUCAACCAGAGGGGUGAAGAGGGAGACUUCCUCAUCCGUGACAGUGAAUCAUCGCCGAAUGACUUCUCCAUUUCUCUGAAAGCACAAGGCAAGAACAAGCAUUUCAAGGUCCAGCUUAAGGAUGUGUUGUACUGUAUCGGGCAGAGAAAGUUCAGCUCUAUGGAGGAGCUAGUGGAACACUACAAAAAGGCCCCGAUUUUCACCAGUGAGCAAGGGGAGAAACUCUAUCUCGUAAAACCCAUGUCCUGAUCCUGUGCUUUACCUAGCUUAAAUCUCCUCUGCCUGGCUGUAAAGAAUGGGAAUUUCCACCAUUUUCACAAGAUGGGAGAAACAGACUUUCCAUUGGACUUCCAUUUGUCAGCAUCAUAAUGGAUGAUAUUCAGAUAUCCACAGUCUUGUUUUGGCUGGGUAUAUUUGUCUGUAUGUUGACCUGUACUGCAAAUAUGUUUCUCUUAAUAUAUGUUUAGUUACUCCUCCCUCAAUCUGAAAUCAAUCUUAUCUCCCUGUGAAUCUAUGUUUUAUUUAUCUGUGAUCGCUAUGUAUACUAUGAGCAAAUCAUUCUCUCCUCAGUCGUAUUAUUCCUAAUUAUACUUAAAACUGCAGAAUGAGUCUGAUCAAAUAAUGGACUUUCAGACCCCCUUGUUUAUAAAGGAUCAGAGCUUAUACCAGGAAAUCUGAGAGGAUCUGAGUAAGUGCAUCUGAAGCAGCUGUUUUUGAUGUCAAACCACCAUCUCACUUAAACUGUGAAAACCUUUGUUCUAUGGUUUCUGGUCAUGUUAAAAUAGCCCAUAAAUAUUUGUCAGCCUCCCUGCAAGUACACUAUUUGGUAUAGGGUGGUAUAGCCUACAAAAGUUGUAUUAAAACAAAAUAAAUCUCUCAUGCAAUCUGCACAGACGACUGUUUAGGGAUGUUGAGGAAGUCAGCAUAUACUGUGAGUGUAUAUUUUUUAUAGGGUCUACAUUUAGUUUGAUGGCCACAGAAUACAAUUUCCAUGUGUUUUGGGGUUCAUCAUGGGUAUGGAUUGUGUACAGAUAAAUGUCUGGUGUCUUCAUGUACAUCAGAAUGACAGAAGGAAGGACUUACUUGGGAUGGCUCUGACAAUUGGUUUUGAUCUAAGAAUACUCAUCGGUCUUGUCUUAAGUCAUGUGCCUGUUAGUUGGCGGAACCAUGCUGGUACUGUUUUCAGUUAAUGUUUGGCAAGUUAAUAAUCAGUGUAGAAGUCCUGGUGCCAUGGGAAAGUGCAUUCAUAUUGAACCACAGGUUCAACAGUUUGCCAAUAGAAGACAAUAGAUGUUGGUCUUUCCUUGGCAUGCUUAAGUGAAUGGGGAAUAUGACCUGCACAGUGGAAGAGACUGAUUGUUUGAGGGUAAAGCUAUAUUAUGAGGAACAGUUGAAAUGUUGAGGGUCAGUGGCGAAAUGGUUAUGCAGGUUAUGAAGUCAUUCUUUCAGAGGCAGGCGUUUUAAUCUGCUCCAUGUUACUGCAUCUCAAAAUAUCUUAAAUCCACAAUGAACCAAAGCUCACCAGUCAAUCUUUUACUAUCAGAAGCUUUAAACUCCUGUUUUCAUGUCCUAGAUGCUACAAAAGUAGAAUCUGUUAUGAGGGGGCCCUGGUUUCAUUGCUCUGCAGUAAUGAAGUGGGGAAGAAAAUCACACUUGUUCCAUUGACAAUUUUGUACGGACACAGAUUGUUUUCAAGCUAGAGUUAGUGUAACAAUAGAUUUUAUAUUUUCUAAAAAUGUAGACAUGAAGAGCAAGUGACCUUAACUUAUUUUAGAUGAUUGCAUUAACCAGUUGUGUACACUUUUAGACAACCUUUGAAUUGCUUAUUUUUAUAUAGCACUUUCACAGACCAUGUUUCUGUAUUACAUUUCUCUUGCCGUGUCAAAUUCUACCAGACAGCAAAUCUGCCCAGACAUUUCAGUUAAAAGGUGACCCCUGGAAAUGAAAGGGAUUGUUAAUACUGUAAGCAAAAAUGCAUUCACCUUUGACACUUUCUUAUUAAGUGUAGGUGGUCAGACAUUUCAAUAAGCAUUAGAUGUCCAAAACAUUUUCCUCCACUAUUUCAGAUUUUAAAAUUGUAUCACAUUAUUCACAUCAUUUAUGGACAUUUGGCAUUUUCUAUUGUUAAUAAAGCAGUUGAAUGAAAUUA
Molecule: messenger RNA, 3277 nt
Organism: Clupea harengus (Atlantic herring)
Lineage: Eukaryota; Metazoa; Chordata; Actinopteri; Clupeiformes; Clupeidae
Gene: nck1a
Product: NCK adaptor protein 1a
Biological process (GO): positive regulation of translation in response to endoplasmic reticulum stress; negative regulation of PERK-mediated unfolded protein response; negative regulation of endoplasmic reticulum stress-induced eIF2 alpha phosphorylation
Cellular component (GO): cytoplasm
Molecular function (GO): receptor tyrosine kinase binding; signaling adaptor activity; ephrin receptor binding
Source: RefSeq, a predicted model, not a curated record